AUACGCUCUAGUGUUACUGUGGUGACGAGUGGACGCUACGCGUUAAUCGAUGUUAUCACAGGAAAUAAACACAUUUACAGUUUUAUUCGCUUACUAAACAUCUGACAGUACGAGUUGAGCAUGGCGUCAAUGUUAGACGCUCUGUGGGAGGACAGAGACGUGAGGUUUGACAUCACUGUACAGCAGAUGAAAACUAGACCAGGUGAAGUGCUCAUCGACUGCCUGGAUUCAAUUGAGGACACAAAGGGAAAUAAUGGGGAUAGAGGAAGACUACUGGUGACCAAUUUAAGAAUGAUCUGGCAUUCAUUGGCACUGCCAAGAGUCAACUUGUCAGUGGGAUACAACUGUGUAAUUAAUAUCACCACACGGACCGCAAAUUCGAAACUGCGAGGUCAGACUGAGGCGCUUUACAUAUUGACCAAAUCUAAUAACACUAGAUUUGAGUUCAUCUUUACGAAUGUGGUUCCAGGAAGUCCGAGACUGUUUACGUCGGUCAUUGCUGUUCACAGGGCUUAUGAGACCUCCAAAAUGUAUCGGGAUCUCAAGCUAAGAGGAGCUCUCAUUCAAAAUAAACAGCUGAGACUUUUGCCACAGGAGCAAGUUUAUGACAGAAUUAAUGGAGUCUGGAACUUAUCCAGUGAUCAGGGUAAUCUUGGAACUUUUUUCAUUACUAAUGUGAGGAUUGUAUGGCAUGCCAACAUGAAUGAGAGCUUCAACGUCAGCAUUCCCUAUCUGCAAAUUCGUUCCAUAAGGAUCAGAGAUUCUAAAUUUGGACUUGCUCUUGUCAUUGAGAGUUCUCAGCAAACUGGAGGAUAUGUGCUGGGAUUCAAGAUCGAUCCAAUGGACAAGUUACAAGAUGCAGUGAAGGAAAUCAAUUCUUUACACAAAGUGUACUCAGCAAAUCCUAUUUUCGGUGUGGAAUUUGAGAUGGAAGAAAAGCCUCAGCCUCUGGAGGAGCUUACUGUAGAGCAGCCCCCUGAUGAUGUGGAGAUUGAGCCUGAUGAACACACGGAUGCCUUUACUGCUUACUUUGCAGAUGGAAAUAAGCAACACGAUCGUGAGCCAGUAUUUUCUGAAGAACUGGGUCUGGCUAUAGAGAAACUGAAGGAUGGAUUCACGCUACAGGCACUCUGGGAGGUCAUGGGUUAAUAUGCUGAAAUGAUGAUAAUGAUUGACCAUUAGAUUACUGCACAGUAAAUGUUUACAAACAGUUAUGUAUUUUGCAGUUACAUUGUAUGAUUGUUUACAUUCAAAAUGACGGCUUUGCUCAACAGUGAAAUGAUGAAACUGCUAUCCUAUCUGUUUUUAUUUAAUAACCGAUAAUAAGAUGCAUUUACAUUUGAUGAACCUAGUGUAGGUUUAAGAAAUGUACUGUAAAUGUAUAGAUAGAAAUAUAGGUGUAAUAUUUAUACUUACACUACCGUUCAAAAGUUUGGGGUCACUUGCCUGAAAUGUUUCUGAUGAUCUUAAAAAUCUAUUGAUCUGAAGGUGUAUUAAAUAUUUGAUAUUAUUUUUGUAGACAAAAAUAUAAUUGUGCCACCAUAUUAAUUUAUUUCAUAAAAAAACUAAAAUGUAAUAAAAAAUAACAUAAGUUUUUGAAAUUGAUGACUUGGACCAAAUAAUAAUAAAAGCAACCAAUAAGUGCCCAACAUAGAUGGGAACUCCUUCAAUACUGUUUAAAAAGCAUCCCAGGGUGAUUCCUCAAGAAGUUGGUUGAGAAAAUGUCAAAAGUUCAUGUCUGCAAAUUCUAGGCAAACUACUGACUACUUUAAACAUGCCAAAUAUAACACAGUUUUGAUCUAUUUUGGAUUUUGUUUAGUCACAACAUAAUUCCCAUAAUUCCAUUUUUUAUUAUUCCAUAGUUGUGAUGACUUUACUAUUAUUCUAAAAUGUGAAAAAAAGUGACCCAAAAACAUUUGAAUGGUAGUUUAUGUAAUAAAAGGAUAAAAUAAUUACAAAACAUACUUUAGAAACAUGCUAAUUUUGCUAUUGUGUUGUAAUAAAGGUAUAUGAGAAA
This is a messenger RNA of Xyrauchen texanus (razorback sucker), 2017 nucleotides long. RefSeq names its product Bardet-Biedl syndrome 5 protein homolog. The record is from RefSeq and is a predicted model, not a curated record. Gene Ontology annotation, molecular function: phosphatidylinositol-3-phosphate binding. NCBI's taxonomy places the organism in Eukaryota, Metazoa, Chordata, Actinopteri, Cypriniformes, Catostomidae. Gene Ontology annotation, cellular component: ciliary basal body; BBSome. The transcript has 12 exons. The coding region runs from base 121 to 1149 and encodes 342 amino acids. Gene Ontology annotation, biological process: intracellular transport; cilium assembly.